This is a messenger RNA of Propithecus coquereli (Coquerel's sifaka), 1174 nucleotides long. It is a transcript of the gene QPRT, whose product is annotated as quinolinate phosphoribosyltransferase. Gene Ontology annotation, molecular function: nicotinate-nucleotide diphosphorylase (carboxylating) activity. Gene Ontology annotation, cellular component: cytoplasm. The coding region runs from base 58 to 945 and encodes 295 amino acids. The transcript is spliced from 4 exons. Gene Ontology annotation, biological process: NAD+ biosynthetic process; quinolinate catabolic process. The record is from RefSeq and is a predicted model, not a curated record. NCBI's taxonomy places the organism in Eukaryota, Metazoa, Chordata, Mammalia, Primates, Indriidae.
UCUCAGAGCGCUGGACCUGAGCAGUGGACACACAAGCCCUGACAACUCCAAGUUGCCAUGGACGCUGAAGGCCUGGCACUCCUGCUGCCCCCAACCACAUUGGCAGCCCUGGCGGACAGCUGGCUCCGGGAGGACUGCCCAGGCCUCAACUAUGCAGCCUGGGUCGCGGGGGCAGCCCCCUCGCAGGCUGCGCUGUGGGCCAAAUCCCCUGGGGUACUGGCAGGGCGGCCUUUCUUCGAUGCCAUCUUUGCCCAACUCAACUGUCAGGUCUCCUGGUUCCUCCCAGAGGGAUCAAAGCUGGUGCCGGUGGCCAAAGUGGCUGAGGUCCGGGGCCCUGCCCACUCCCUGCUGCUGGGGGAACGGGUGGCCCUUAACACGCUGGCCCGCUGCAGUGGUGUGGCCAGCGCUGCUACAGCUGCUGUAGAGGCCGCCAGGGGGACCGGCUGGACCGGGCACGUGGCUGGCACGAGGAAGACCACGCCAGGCUUCCGGCUGGUGGAGAAGUACGGGCUCCUCGUGGGUGGGGCCGCUGCGCACCGCUAUGACCUAGGAGGGCUGGUGAUGGUGAAGGACAACCACAUCAUGGCAGCCGGUGGUGUGGAGAAGGCGGUGCGGGGCGCCCGGCAGGCGGCCGACUUCGUGCUGAAGGUGGAGGUGGAGUGCAGCAGCCUGCAAGAUGCGCUGCAGGCGGCCGAGGCAGGAGCCGACCUCAUCCUGCUGGACAACUUCAGGCCGGAGGAGCUGCAUGCCACGGCUGCUGCGCUGAAGGCCCGGUUCCCAGGCGUAGCUGUGGAAGCCAGUGGAGGCGUCACGCUGGGCAACCUCCCUCAGUUCUGUGGGCCCCACAUUGAUGUCAUCUCUUUGGGGAUGCUGACCCAGGCUGCCCCGGCCGUUGAUUUCUCCCUCAAGCUGUUUGCUGAAGUGCCCCAUGCUCCCCGGUCCUAAGGCUGAAGAGGAUGACACUGGCAGUGGGUUAACGUGGCUUGCUGGCACCCUCGAGGUCACUGGCCAGCAGGGCACACUUGGUGUUACCCUGGGCUCAACUCCAGCUCUUCCACCUACUGUUCGUGUGACCUGGCAGGGCUGACUUCACCUCUGCUCACCUCAGUUUCCUAAUCUGCAAAAUGGGACUAAUAAAUGAUUAACCUCAUAGGGUUUUUGGAGUGGUAACUAA